AUGGAUUACCAGAACCGAGCAGGCUCCAAGUUCGGCGGCGGCGGUGUCGCCGACAGGUCCGCAACCAAUGCUGACCGACGCGAGCGCCUGCGCAAGCUUGCCCUGGAAACAAUCGACCUCGAUAAAGAUCCCUACUUCUUUAAAAACCACGUCGGCAGCUUCGAGUGCCGUCUCUGUCUGACUGUCCACCAGAACGAUGGCUCCUAUCUUGCCCACACGCAGGGGCGCAAGCAUCAAACCAACCUCGCCCGUCGCGCUGCGCGCGAAGCUCGCGAAGGCAAGAACCAGGAUCCGAAUAGCAUGCCCGGCGUCGCCGGUGUGCAGGUUAGGAAGCAGAUGAUCAAGAUCGGACGCCCGGGAUACAAGAUUACCAAGGUUCGGGAUCCGUUGACGCGGCAGAUGGGAUUGCUUUUCCAAUUGCAGUAUCAAGAAAUCACGCCGGGGAUUCUUCCGCGUGUGCGGUUUAUGUCGGCUUUCGAGCAGAAGAUUGAGGAGCCGGAUAAUGAGUACCAGUAUCUGGUUGUUGCGGCGGAGCCGUAUCAGACUUGUGGGUUUAAGUUGCAGGCUAGGGAGAUUGAUCGGAGAGAUGGGAGGUAUUGGACUUGGUUUGACGAGGAUAGCAAGGAAUUUUGGAUCCAGAUUAUGUUCAAGACUGAGCGUGAGGAGCGGUUCAGUGGUGUGCCUGGUUUGGCGCCUAUGCGGUCGUAA
Messenger RNA from Penicillium atrosanguineum, 708 nucleotides. RefSeq names its product spliceosome assembly protein PRP11. Gene Ontology annotation, biological process: spliceosomal complex assembly. Bases 1 to 708 code for a protein of 235 amino acids. Gene Ontology annotation, cellular component: U2 snRNP; nucleus; catalytic step 2 spliceosome. The record is from RefSeq and is a predicted model, not a curated record. NCBI's taxonomy places the organism in Eukaryota, Fungi, Ascomycota, Eurotiomycetes, Eurotiales, Aspergillaceae. The transcript is spliced from 2 exons. Gene Ontology annotation, molecular function: nucleic acid binding; zinc ion binding.